This is a messenger RNA of Dermacentor andersoni, 1513 nucleotides long. Its product is annotated as protein C19orf12 homolog. The record is from RefSeq and is a predicted model, not a curated record. Lineage: Eukaryota; Metazoa; Arthropoda; Arachnida; Ixodida; Ixodidae.
AGUGGAAUCGCAUGGCUGUUUGUUUACGUCCGCCAAUGGCAAGUGUCGCUGGGCAAGUGGGCUUUAAUAUAUAUGUAUUUUUAUGUAUUCGCGGCGCCUCAGCUGACCGCUCCGUGGCUGACCGAGUGCGCGCAAGUGGACUUCGCCCACAGUAGCGACUCCGGAUCUUCGUUGCAAAUUGACCGCAGACAUGCCUGUCAAGAGGGACGAGAUGUUAGAUGUUUUGUGCAUGGUGUCCAAAGAAGAAAAUUUACGAGUGACACUCAAGCAUUCAGUUAAAGGAGGUCUUAUCACUGGUGCAACUGCAAUGGUAGCCGGUAUUCUCAUGGGACCAAUCGGGCUAGCCGUUGGUGGGGCUCUUGGUGGCUGUGCAGCUGCAAUAAUGAUGCAAGACAAAUUUGUGUCUGCUGCAGAGAUUAUCAGCAACAUGUCUGAUGACCAAAAGGACGACCUCAUCGCUGCUGUUCAGCGAGCUUUCGCUGAAAUUGAAGUUGCAGAUGUGGUGGAGUUGGCAGCUCUCCUAUGUGGUGAUAUCCACAUCAAAAGGCGGAUCAUUCGUGAUGCUGCAUGGGGUUCUGAACUGCCCCUUCAAGAAGAGGCACUCGAAGUACCGGUCGGCUCCCGCAUACGAGUAAUGCAGUGUGGUAAGGAGAAUGCUAUCCUUAGCACACAGUGCAAUGUAGUGCCACAAAUAAGCACCUCCAAAAGCAUGCUAAACACCUUCUUGGAUAGCAACCGAAGAUUGUUCUUUCAUAAAACAUUUUUUCAGUUUCCCGCAUUUGCUUUACAAAUCCACAACUUUUGCAGAAAGCAUUUGCAGCAAAGUGACACUGAUAGAGCAGAGGAAGUGUAUAUUACAGCACAUGUACACAAAUGCAGGAGGCACUCCGUUUUGAUCACGGUGUGCACUGCUGUGGUACAGUGCACAAGGUGAGCCUGACUAAACCAUCGGCAUUUGCCAAUAUACCUAUAUAGACCAUAUAUGGUGCAAGAAAGUCGCUUCCCGCUCAUACCGGUUAGUCUGUAUUUGCAUUUUAAACAACUUAAACAUUGAACUGGUGCACCUAUGUGGUCACAUGGCUUUGGCACAGCUAGCUUGAGCAAUGUGCUACUUUAUGCAACCUUCGUAUGCAAUAUGCCUUGUUUAUGCAUCGCUGUAAAAUUUAUAACAACCAUACCUAGCACAAACCAAGCCACAAGCAAGUUGGUUCCAACUGUCGCCUUUUAAUGCAUUUUGGAACCCAUUUUCAAAUUUCUGUAGUGACAGUAAGAGAGAGAGGCCGAAAUAAACCCUCUUCGUAAUUGUAAAAGUAACGUUCUGACACGACUGUUUGCCAUGGCUGUGCAUGUCCUCUCGUCUCCCUUGUGCUUAAGGUUUAUUAGCCAAGUGCAAAAAGUAUACACAUUUCGCACUUCAUUUAUAUUUGAACAAUGACCAGUGCCAUUAUUAGCUGAGCAAAUGUAUAAUGUGGCUAAGUAUGUUGGUGAAUCAGGAAAGGAGUCUACUAGCUGU